This is a messenger RNA of Cavenderia fasciculata, 1212 nucleotides long. RefSeq lists its product as uncharacterized. NCBI's taxonomy places the organism in Eukaryota, Evosea, Eumycetozoa, Acytosteliales, Cavenderiaceae. The transcript has 4 exons. The record is from RefSeq and is a predicted model, not a curated record. Bases 1 to 1212 code for a protein of 403 amino acids.
AUGAUUUACAAUUGGUCAGCUGAUACAAUAUUCCCAUAUUCAUUUUUCGACGAGGUCGCAUACAUAGAGGUCUCUAGAAACCUAUCAUACCUCUUUAAUAAGAACUAUGACAUGUUAAGAAUAAGAGCAGAAAAGAAAAAAGAGACACUUCUUUUAAAAGAAGAGUUAUUUAGAUUGGUAUGGAAUAAUGUGGUGCUUAGAAGAUUGAUAUGUGCAAAGAUACAAGAAUGUGUGUUGGUGUUGGUACCCGAGACGAUACGUUUGGAGUUGUUUGGUAGCAAGUCGAGACACUUGGCAAUGAUCAAAGAGUACAAACGCGACCCCAAGAGACACUAUGAACUCAACGGUAGCUUCUACUUGUACACUUGUCCGUUACUGACACCUCGCAUAUUCAAGUAUUACUAUGAAUACGUGAUGCAGAGGAAAAAGAGGCCGACAGACUUUGACUUGAUACUCGACAAGAUAUCAUUAUCCCCAAGGAAUCUGGUUGACUGUUGGUUGUUUAAAACCACAUAUGAAUUGUUAAAGAGUAAAGGUGUACCACUCGACAAGAUGGCGUCAACGUCUACAUGGGCAAACAUAGUACGUACAAAUAAUGUAGAGCUGUACAACUUUGUAAAGACGGUGUUACCACUGCCAAAACGAGUCGACGAUUUAAAAGCUUUGGUGAGUGUGGCUGCUAUGACACCUGAAACCAAGCUAUCGUAUUAUGAAAGGUUAAUGCCGAUCUCUCAAGACACUAAAUUACUCGCUACACUAUUGGACGACCUCAUUGAACACGAUCCGUGUGAAAGGUACCUCGAACAAGUAGAUUACGGUACAUUGGUGUGUACUGGAAAUAUGGGUAUACUCCAGACACUUGCCGAGCACGCAGGCGACUAUAUACGACGAACUAUCACGAGUGGAGGGUCUAGUAUUGGUGGAGGACGUGCCGAACGUCGUCGACACCGUCACACACACCUAACAAAGGAAAUGAUGUUGCUAGCUAUGCGUAGCAAGCAAAUCAACUCUGUUAGAUACCUCCACCACGAAAUGGAGAUGCCAAUCGAGACUGACGCACUCGUCGAAGCUGCUCGUUCCUGUGACCUCCCCUUUGUCAUUGAUGUUAACAUUUGGACCUAUCAACAACAACAACAUCAUCAUCAUCAUCCUUCCCUAUCAAUCAAUCAAUCAAUCAAUCAUAUAUCACAAUAUUUUACUACUACUAUGUAA